AGCAACCGCAACGCUUGGACGUGUCGCGAGCAGCAAGAUAAAAUAAAGCCAAUUCGAAUAGCGCGCUGAAUGUGCCACAAACUGGGCCUCGUCAUGCAGCGCCUUUUGCUCGGCACUGCCCUCUGCUGGCUGCUCUGUCAGCUGCCUGUUAAUGCCCAUUCACCUGGGCUACAGGUGAUGAAGCAGUGGAAGCUGCUACGCUACAACUUUGCGUCACCCUCGCGUGCCGGCGAUACGAACUUUUAUAAUCCCGAAAAUGUGCUCGUCACGGGCAUUGCCGUCACAGCUGAUCGCAUAUUUGUGGCCACUCCGAAAUUAUUUUCGGGCGUCUCGUCGACGGUCAGCUGGGUGCCAAAGGACAAAAUUGGCGACUCACCCACGCUGCAGUCUUUCCCCGACUGGUCCUUCUCCAAUACAGCGCGCACGAACUUCAAUUGCAGUGACUUGAUUCUGACUUCGGUUUAUCGACUGCGCAUCGACUCCUGCAAUCGCCUGUGGAUGCUUGAUGCGGGCAUCUCCCGUUCUCUGGAGGACUACGAAUCCACCUGUCCGCCCAAGAUACUUGUUGUCGACCUGAACACGGAUCGUGUGGUGCGUCGCAUUGACUUCCCGCCAGAAGUGCUGCGCGGUGAGACCCUCUUCACCAACAUGGUUAUCGAUGAGACGACGGCCACGUCCUGCGACGAUGUGUUCAUCUAUAUUACGGAUACCGUAGAGCCGGGCAUUAUUGUGUAUGACAGCGGCAAGGAUGUUACCUGGCGCGUCUCACAUCCAGCCAUGUAUCCUGAUCCGGACUUCGCUCAAUCCGAGAUACUCAACGAUCGCUUUGUGCUAAUGGAUGGCAUUGUGGGCUUGACAUUUGAUGAGAAAAAGGGCAUUAUUUACUUCCAGCCACUGGCCACAGAUCGCGUCUUCUCGGUGCACAAGGACGUGCUGCGCAGUGGACCGCUGCCAAAUGGCCAAAUGCUUGACGUGAAACUGGUGGGCAAGAAGUCAUCGCAGGGCAUUGGCUUAGCAGUGUCCCCUUACGAUGGCAGCUUAAUCUUUAGUCCGCUCAGUGAGACGGCCAUUGCCUCCUGGAAUCCAGCUACCAAUCAGCAAUCUGUGCUGGCGCAUGAUGUCGAUCAGCUGCAGUUUGUGGCGGACAUCACCACCACACGUUCAGAACCGGGCGUCGUUUAUGCUAUAUCCUCCAAGUUCCAUCGUUUCUUCCUUAAGAAUCUCAAUCCGAAUGAGUAUAAUAAUCGCAUUUUACGUAUCGAACUGCCACAGCCCAAGGGUCAACCUCACAAGAGUCCUCUGUUAGGGCACUCACUGCCGCUGACCACAGCCCCAGCUCACAAUAGCUUGCUGCACUAUAGCCUAUACAAUACGCAUCCACACACGAACAUUCAUGUGCACUCACAGGUGAACGCGAAUGCACUGCAAACGUACUUUACAAGCCCGGCUUUAAGCACGCCACUGACCACCAAGUCGCCGUACAAGUUCGAGACCGCGGGAUUUGUCAACUAUGGACUACGCAAUCCAUUCACAGCCCUCAAUCAGGGCGAGGCCUUCCCGCCCACCAAGGCGACACGUGAUAACUAUCAGCGUUCCUAUCUGGACACCCUGGUGAGCAGCCCCGUGACCACGCCUGCAACAGCGCCCACGAGCUACCCACAAAACCAACGUCACAGUGGCUUCUACUAUCCUUAAAAAUAUGAUUUUCUAUUUUAUUUUCUUAUUUUUUGUA
Molecule: messenger RNA, 1732 nt
Organism: Drosophila hydei
Lineage: Eukaryota; Metazoa; Arthropoda; Insecta; Diptera; Drosophilidae
Product: major royal jelly protein 1
Exons: 4
Coding region: 70-1695 (541 amino acids)
Cellular component (GO): extracellular region
Source: RefSeq, a predicted model, not a curated record